This is a messenger RNA of Oxyura jamaicensis (ruddy duck), 1603 nucleotides long. RefSeq names its product TELO2 interacting protein 2 (gene TTI2). The record is from RefSeq and is a predicted model, not a curated record. Gene Ontology annotation, cellular component: centrosome; nucleoplasm; cytosol. NCBI's taxonomy places the organism in Eukaryota, Metazoa, Chordata, Aves, Anseriformes, Anatidae. The coding region runs from base 74 to 1546 and encodes 490 amino acids. The transcript is spliced from 7 exons.
GCUUAAAGAGCUCAGGGGGCCCUUAAAGGGUUUGGGGAGCGCUUAAGGGGCUCGGGGAGCUGGGGGAGGGGUCAUGGAGCUCCCCGGCUUCGUGCAGCCCCCUCAGCUGUCCGGGGAGCGGCCGCCCCCAGCCCCGCCGCCGGCCGAGCGGGCGCUGCGCCAGCCCGGGCCGCUCACCCCCGAGGGUCCCGGGGCUCUCGGUGAGCUGGGGGCGCUCCUGGAGGCCGCGGGCAGCCGCCGGCUGUUCGGGGACGUGAGCCCCGCCACGCUGGGCGAGCUGGUGGCCUCGCUGAGCCGCUUCGCGGCGCCUCCCGAGCAGCAGCAGGAGGCUGCCGAGCUGCCCGGCAAGGACAGUGCGUACGAGGCUGUCGCUGAGCGAGCAGCAGAGGUGGGCGCCGUGCUCCUGCGCCUCCUCGCCAAGCUGGAGGCUGCUAGGACUGAGGAGACUCUGGGUGACGCCGCGGUGGUUCCGAUCCUGCGCCGUGUGGCAGCGCCCGUCUAUGUUUUCGCUGUAACGCACGUUGUGGAUGGGCCCUGGACGAGUGCGAGGUCUCGGUCGGUGGCCAGGGAGCUGCUGGAGUCACUGGUUCAGGCUGCGGACUGCGGGUCGGUGGCGGAAUUUCUGCGGGGGAAGAAGGAGGAUGAGGAGGGGAGAUUCACAGCGGUGAUGGGGCUCCUGAAGCAGGAAUUGACCAAAGACACUUGGAAGCGUAACCCUGCCAUGAAGCACGUCUUCUCCUGGACGCUGCCUCACAUCACGCGUCCCUGGCUCAGCCACUACCUGGAGAGCGUCCUCCCCCCGUCACUGCUCAUCUCGGACGAUUACCGUGAGGAGAACAAGAUCCUGGGUGUGCGCUGCCUGCAUCACAUCGUUCUCAACGUGCCAGGUGCUGAUCUGUGCCAGUUCAACAGGGCUCACGUCGUGUACCACGCCCUCUACAACCACCUCUACUCACGAGAGGCCCCCCUCAUCCAGGCAGUGCUGCUGUGCCUGCUGGACUUGCUGCCGGUCCUGGAGAGAGCGCAGCGGCGGCAGCAGGCCAGAGCUCCCACCCGCUGCGACGAGGUGCUGCAGCUGCUCCUGACCCACAUGGAGGCAGAGCACCGCCUGGCGCUGCGGCGCCUGUACGCCAACACCCUGCCUGCCUUUGUGCAGAGGCUUGGCAUCCUGGUGGCGCGGCACCUGAAGAGGCUGGAGCGAGUGAUCGUGGGCUACCUGGAGGUCUGCGAUGGCCCCGAGGAGGAAGCCAGGCUGGGAAUCCUGGAGACACUGAAAUGCACCAUAGAGCACGCUUGGCCCAGGAUGCCAUGCAGGCUCCCUGUGCUCCUUAAGGCGCUGCUGAGGAUGAUGUGGGAUGUCCACACUGACCAAGGCCCAACGCCGGAGCCAGUGAAAGCUGCCCUGCUGCAGGGGGCCACCGAGUGCCUCAUCCUGCUGGAUCGGUGCUCCGAGGGGCAGGUGAAGAUCCUGCUGGAGGGCGUUUACAGCAGCUGCGAGGAGAGCUGCGUGCGGGACUGCCUCAGGAAAGUACGAGAGAACACGUGAGCACGGCCGAUCCGGUGCUCACCGGCUUUGUACAGUAAAAUAUUUUAUUUAUUUUAA